AUGAAGGGAGUCAGGGUGCUACUGCUGCUGCUGCUGGCCUGGGCGCGAGCCGAGCACCGAGGCAAGGACUACGUCCGGGACAAAGUGUGCCAGGAGUACAGGACCAUGGGCAAGGAGGACUUCCGAGCCCUCACCAUUAUCAUGAACAGCAAGAAGUUCUCCAACGCCACCUUCGAGGAGAUCAGCCACCUGGUGCACGAAAUCGUCUCGCUGGCCGAGACCUGCUGCAGCGAGAGUGCCGACCCCUCGUGCUACGACGACGGGAGUGAGCUCUGCGCCGACUUCGCCAAGGACCCCAAGGGCUUUGCCGACAGGUUUCUCUACGAGUUCGCCAGCGACUACAGCCAGGCGCCGCUGCCCGUGCUCCUGGGCUCCGCCAGGAGCUUCCUCUCCAUGGUCUCCACAUGCUGCAUGUCCCCAGCGCCCACCACCUGCUUCCUGAAAGAGAAACUGCAGAGAAAAACCCUCUCCCUGCUCACUCUGCUGUCGAACAGGGCUUGCUCACGCUUCACGGCAUACGGCAAAGACAAGAUGAAGUUCAGCUACCUAACAACGCUUGCUCAGAAGACGCCAAGUGCUUCAUUUGAGGAAAUUUUCCCUCUAGCAGAAGACGCUGCUGAGAUGUUUGCCCAGUGCUGCGACUCGGUGGCUGAAGACUGCAUGCAGAAGAAGGUAGGAAGCGCCGGGGCCGCCACGCACAGGGCGCUCUGGCCACAACCCGCUCCCUACCGCGCUCCGGCUCUUGAGGUGCCAGAGGACACGCAGCCCCGUGACCCGCACCCCCUGCUCUGCCCCAGAUACAUGUUUGAGACGGCGCGGCGGCACCCCAGCGUGCCCGACGUCUUCCUCAGCAAGCUGUAUGACACGUGCAAGGAGGCCAGGGAGCAGGGCUGCAGCACCAAGGACUCCUCUGCCUGCCUCGACAGCAAGAAGCAGCAGGUGAGAGGAGAGCUCCUCGCCUUCGUGGCGAAGGCGGAUGAGCUGUGCAGCCUUUACCACAGGCUGGAUUUCCUCGACUUCAAGAAGCGGGUGAAGGAGGCCCUGGUGCAGAGCGCGGGCCCUGGCACGGCGCCCGAGCACCUGGCGGAGCUGGCAGAGCGACGGGCCGACUUCGCCACCCACUGCUGCUCGGCCAAUGCGCCGCCCCGCCACUGUGCCCAGCAGAAAAACCCGCCCCGAAGCGGGAGCUGCCCCGCGGCCCGAAGCCCACUCAGGGACCCUCUGCCUCUCUUGCAGGUGGGCACCGAGAUGGGGCAGGCAUGA
This is a messenger RNA of Tinamus guttatus (white-throated tinamou), 1263 nucleotides long. The record is from RefSeq and is a predicted model, not a curated record. Lineage: Eukaryota; Metazoa; Chordata; Aves; Tinamiformes; Tinamidae.